GCCUCGCUGUCCAGGAGGUGGGAGUGGCCAGGCCAGAUAGUCUGAAUUCUCUCUGAUGGGCAGUGGGGAGCAGGGGCCAGGUAGUUAGGGCUGACAUUCUGCUGGGCAGGAGGCCUCAUUGUAAUUCAGGUUGGAGCAAGUCAGAUUGUAGUUCUGUCCCUUGGUCUCUCUGAUCCUGUCUUCUCACCUGUGAAAUGGGGACAAUGAAUCCUGCCCCAGAGAGCUGUUGACCAUCUCUGUGCUGUGGGGGUGAUGAGAUGGGAGUGAGAGGCACUCAGAGAGACUGUCAAAGGAGAUGAGGUGAGGAUGGUGGGGUUGAGGGGGGUGCUGAUAGAGACUCGCUGAGAGGUGGGAUAGCAGCAUAUGUCACAGGUGGGGCAUGAAUGGAGAAGGAGGGGUAAGGGGUAGUGGUCCUAGUCUCUGAUCAGUUACCUGGGGGAAGGGUUGACGCUUCAAUAUGACCAGGGAAGCAUAGCAUGACACCAGGUGGUCAUGAGAGAGAGACCUGGGAGGCCAGAGGGUGCUGGGACCAAAUCUGCUCUUCCAGACCUAGAACCUGAUAAGGAGGUAGAGGAGGGGACCCAAAGGGAGGAUGAGACCAGGAGGGUGCUGUGUGGACAAAACUAAGGCUGGAGGAAAUAGGCUGAGGGAGUGGUCCAGGGCCUGACCUCUGUGCCUCUUAAGGCCAGGGGCCUGGCUGCUGGGUCAGGCCAUCCAAGAGGGAUGGGCCAUUGUCCUCAGACAUCAAUAAGUAGACACAGCAGACUCAUUUCUGCCUGACACCUGCUGUUUGGUAGAAACAAUCUCUCAUGUGAUGCAUGGAGGAAAACAGUAAAAGUUCGGCAAGCAUUUAAAAAUAAAUGGUUGGUAGCUUUUUUGAGUUUGGCCCUGGGUACUUCAAGAUGAAGCAAGAGAUGGCUGUGAGUCAUUCCCAGAGCAGCAGGGAGACAGCUGGGUCGCAGGUGAUGCUGGGAGAUCUUGGUCAGAACUAGGAUUGAAGAGAAUUCAGGUAUCUCGGUUCAGGGAUUAGGGAACCAGGAAGGGCCAUGAGACCACAUUGGGGUUGCAACAUGGUAGUGGCCUUGGUGAGGGGGUGCAGGGGCAGGCCCUGCCCUGAAAGAUGGAUCUCGGGGUCAGGAUAAGGGGUGUGGUCAUUCUCCAUUCUCCGGUGGGUGCAAGGAGCAGGGGAGGAUCUCAGCACUGUGCUCUAGGUGAGGAGGGGAGUCAGCGCUCUGAGGUCUAGGCUGGAGGUGGAAGUAGCAGAUAGACUAGAAAGGACUUGCAAGCUGGGUGUGGGAUCUUUGCCUGUUAAGGCGGGAAAGCGGGUUUGGGAAAGAGAAGUUCGUUUGGAUAAACUGGGUCUGAACAAACGGCAGCAUCUGCAGGCAGCUGGGGCUCAGGAGGGAGGCCCUGGUUGGGGAGAGCGGUCAGAAAGUAAAGGUCCGGGGAGAGCUGAGGAGGGGAGGGCCACACCCGAUGUUGAGGGACCCAAGGAGAAGCCGGAGGAGGAGACAGGACUGAACCGGCCCAAGAGGCUGGAGUACGGAGUCGGUGCUGCAUACUGUGCUGCCGCCGGGGGUUAAGGCGAACUUAGACCCCAGCCACCGGUGUUCACGGGAGCCCUGGGAGAGAGGUCAAGGGCGGGGAAGCCCUGGCCCCCAGUCCCUCUCUACCCCUCCCCAGGGACCCCCCCAGAAUGGGCAACUCGCAGGAGAGACCGUCAGAGACGAUCGACCGCGAACGGAAACGCCUGGUAGAGACGCUGCAGGCGGACUCGGGGCUGCUGCUGGACGCGCUGCUGGCGCGGGGCGUGCUCACCGGGCCGGAGUACGAGGCGUUGGACGCGCUGCCUGACGCCGAACGCAGGGUGCGCCGCCUGCUGCUGAUGGUGCAGAGCAAGGGCGAGGCCGCCUGCCAGGAGCUGCUGCGCUGCGCCCAGCGCACCGUGCGCGCGCCCGACCCCGCCUGGGACUGGCAGCACGUGGGCCCCGGCUACCGGGAUCGCAGCUACGACCCUCCUUGCCCUGGCCACUGGACACCGGAGGCAGCCGGCUCAGGGACCCCAUGCCCUGGUCUGCCCAGACCUUCACACAGUGAGGAGGCCGGGGCUUCUGAGAGCUCCGAGGCAGUGCAAUCCGGAACCACCGAGGGGCCCCAGACAGAGUUAGAAGCUGAGGCCUCUGAAGGGCCUGAACCCGAGUUGGAAUCGCAAACGGAUCCGGAGCCAGAGGCAGAACCAGAACCUGAACUGGAACCAGAACCCGAGCCGGAGCCGGACCAGGAGCCAGAGCCAGAACCUGAGCCAGAGCCGGUCCAGGAGCCAGAGCCCGACCCAGAGCCUGAGCCUGAGCCGGAGCCAGACUACGAGGCAGAGGAUGCGUCUGAAGAUUCCUGAGGGCCGGCGCCCUGACUGGCCACUCCCCAUCCAAGCCCAAUGGAACCAGGGAUCCCGGCCUGGCUGGGUUGGGUUACCACCCAGGCUCCACCUGGCCCAGGAUUCGCUGGAGUGAAUAAACUGUGGAGGGUGGGUCUG
Molecule: messenger RNA, 2533 nt
Organism: Myotis lucifugus (little brown bat)
Lineage: Eukaryota; Metazoa; Chordata; Mammalia; Chiroptera; Vespertilionidae
Gene: NOL3
Product: nucleolar protein 3
Exons: 3
Coding region: 1697-2395 (232 amino acids)
Biological process (GO): negative regulation of intrinsic apoptotic signaling pathway; negative regulation of release of cytochrome c from mitochondria; negative regulation of extrinsic apoptotic signaling pathway
Cellular component (GO): mitochondrion
Molecular function (GO): caspase binding; death effector domain binding; cysteine-type endopeptidase inhibitor activity involved in apoptotic process
Source: RefSeq, a predicted model, not a curated record